Messenger RNA from Myotis myotis, 1863 nucleotides. RefSeq names its product GIMAP family P-loop NTPase domain containing 1 (gene GIMD1). Lineage: Eukaryota; Metazoa; Chordata; Mammalia; Chiroptera; Vespertilionidae. The coding region runs from base 75 to 728 and encodes 217 amino acids. Gene Ontology annotation, molecular function: GTP binding. The record is from RefSeq and is a predicted model, not a curated record. The transcript is spliced from 3 exons.
UUCAUACCAAAGAACACCUGUACCAGCUCAAGGGAAGUCUUUGUAGAAAAAGAAUUUUUAACAUUGGAAAAGCCAUGACGGACUCCAACAAGAUGAUCAUCAACUUGGCCCUGUUUGGCAUGACUCAGAGUGGAAAAAGUUCUGCUGGCAACAUUCUUCUAGGAAGCACUGACUUCCACAGCAGCUUUGCUCCAUGUUCUGUGACCAGAGAGUGUAGUCUGGGCCGCAGUUGUCACCUCCAUGGCUUCAUGCGUCGAGGGGGGCAAGAGGUAACCCUGCAGGUCCGGGUGCUGGACACUCCAGGUUAUCCGCACAGCAAGCUGAGCAAGGCACGUGUGAAACAGGAGGUGAAAGAGGCCCUGGAACAUCACUUUGGGCAAGAGGGUCUCCAUCUUGCACUGCUGGUCCAGAGAGCAGACGUGCCUCUCUGCGGACAGGAGGCAUCUCCCUCAGUCCAGAUGAUCCAGGAGCUUCUGGGACAUGCUUGGAAGAAUUAUACUGCCAUUCUUUUCACCCAUGCAGAAAAAAUAGAAGAGGCUGGGUUCAAUGAAGCUGAAUAUUUACACGAGGCCUCUGAUACAUUGCUGACCCUACUAAACUCUGUUCAGCACAGAUAUAUUUUCCAGCAUAAAAAAGGAACCUCGCUUAAUGAACAAAGAAUAAAAGUCUUAGAAAAAAUAAUGGAAUUUAUAAGAGAAAAUAGCUACCAAGUUCUUACCUUUAAAUAACAUUUAGAUAAAAGGAAAAGAACAUUGGGUUUUAAUACCAGAAACUUGGUUUCAAAAGGGUCUUUGUUAGAAAGGAUGUGGACCAUGAGAAUGCCAAUAUCCUGACAGUGAAAGUGUACACUGGUAUACACACUAUGGAAAUUACCCAAAUGUUCAUCAACAGUAGCAUGGAUAAGCAAAUACUGGUAUUUCACACAAUAACAUGUUAUAUGGUAAUGGGAAUGAAUGAACUGCAUGUAACAGUAUCAAUGAAUUGCCUAAACAUAAUGCUGAAAGCAAGAAGCCAAACAAACUCCAUAAGUGUUGUCACAAACUUGAUUUUCAAUAUUUGAGUACCUUUUUCAUAUAUUCUUGUCUUUGAUUGGUGUUUUCAUCUUACACACCUAUUGCUAAUAACAAUUUGAUCAAUGUAAAGUCAUAUCUUACUGUUACCUUAAUGUCCAUUUCCCAGACUACUACUGAAUUGAAGUAUUUUUUUAUAAGCAUGUUGGUCAUUAGAUUUGCUCUUCUAUGAAUUGCCUCUUCAUAUUUAUUGUACUUUUUCUAUUGGAUUACUUCUCACAAAGAUUCUGUGUUUAACCAAAACUUUAGAAAGGCUCCUGAAACUUCUCCAGGCCCAUCUGUGCCUUGUAAAAUCUAGUUUUAGCAAGAACCAGGCUGCUUAAACUAAGUCAGUUUAACAAGAAUCCUCUACCUUCUUUUUGGGAUUGGAUUUCUCAUCCUCUAUUAUCCCCCUGGUGAUGUUGGAUCACCCUUGCUUGUCUGCAGCAAAGAUCCUAUUAGGUUGAUGUGGCCAGAUUCCCCUGACCCUUGGUGCUUCCUCUUGGUAACUGUCCAUCCACAGAUCCCCACCCCUGCUACUUGGCUAUAAAUUCCCACUUCCCAUACUGGGCCCAAUCUCUCUCCCCACUGUAAAAUCCCAUUGUGGUUCCUAUAUCUAUCUUGGUAUUACCAUCAGGUCUGCCUUACCAACUUUAACAGUGCCACUGAAUAUAUUUUUCUUGAACACCUCUUGCUUGGCAAAUUGGAAGAGCUCUAUCUAAUCUAAUAAAAGACAAACAUGCAAAUUGACCGUACCUUCACUAUGUCUUAAGUGACGCCCACCAGCCAAUCAGAGCGACUAUAUGCAAAUUAA